AUGGUCGAAGACGUUUCAAAGGCGUAUACCGGUUCAGCUGCAAUUCUCAGCUACUUGCGGCCAAUCCUUCUUCGAGAGCUUUACUCACCUAAGAGACCCUACGACCGUCUUGCAGUCUUCCGCACUAAGACCUGGACCCCAGAGACUGCUAAUGACUUUUGGAUUGAGAUUUUCGAACACUUAGACUCCAAUAACGAUCGCAAAGGAGCUGACAAAACCUCUUUCGAAGAUGAGGUUGGCUUGACAAUUCUCCCAGGGGAUACCUUUACCUUCCUCGAACUACUCGAUCACUGGAACAGACAAGGGUGGAACUUUGAAGAAGUUAGUUUAGGGGCGGCAAUUCUGGAGUGGGCGGUCUAUAAGUAUUUAGUAUGA
Messenger RNA from Histoplasma capsulatum G186AR, 375 nucleotides. RefSeq lists its product as uncharacterized. The transcript has a single exon. The coding region runs from base 1 to 375 and encodes 124 amino acids. The record is from RefSeq and is a predicted model, not a curated record. Lineage: Eukaryota; Fungi; Ascomycota; Eurotiomycetes; Onygenales; Ajellomycetaceae.